AAUGGUGGGGCAAAUAGGGGCUAGUUGGAUAUUUACUGGAAGCACGCUGUGCGCGAGGAGGGGCCGCCCAAUGAAACGCCGCACGGGCGCAAUUCGCGCAAACGCUCCGGAUUGGUCGAGAACUCAGCGCACAUUUACAGGCUGAUCUGAGAGAGAGAAAGACUGCUGAACGCCGGCAGAUGAGAGGAGGAGAGCCAUCCAAAACAACUGUUUGAAAGAAAAGAAAAGUUAAGAAGAAACAUGGAAUCAAACGUGGAGCGAACGUUUGCUGACUUUUCUGGAUCCUGGAAAAUGAAAAGUUCAGAAAACUUCGAGGAGCUAUUGAAAGCACUCGGCGUAAAUGUCUUUCUGAGGAAGAUUGCAGUUGCGGCAGCCUCCAAACCAGCUGUUGAGAUUUCACAGCAAGGGGAAAGCCUCUCCAUUCAGACUUCCACUAGCGUGCGGACCACUCAUGUGUCCUUCACGGUGGGCGAGUCCUUCAAUGAGGCUACGGUGGAUGGACGCCCGUGCACAAGUUUUCCCAAAUGGGAAACAGACAGUAAAAUCACUUGUGAGCAGACACUGCAGAAGGGGGAGGGGCCUGAAACAUCAUGGACACGUGAACUGACCAAUGAUGGCCAGAUGAUUCUCACCAUGAGAGCCGGAGAUGUUGUCUGCACCCGUGUGUAUGAACGAGACUGAAGGAUACUUAGACUUACUUCAUUCCAUCUCAACUAUGUCCACAGUAGUUUAUCAUUGUACAAAUAGCCUGUUCCUUCCACUUUUUAUACGUUUGACAUGUGCUAAGUUUGUCUGUCAGAGAAGGAGAGAUGUUUGAAGGGUGAGAGGCGGUACUUGUAUAGUCGUGAGUUUGCAUUGUUCUUUUUGAUGCAUUAUCUGAAAAGUGUAUUUAUUGUUGUCAUUUGUCCAUUUUAUGUAUAUGCCACAAUGUGGCUUAUCAAUCAAAACUGUUUUUGCCAAUAAACCUUUAUACAAAUAAACCCCAAAAAAUUCCAUGA
Molecule: messenger RNA, 998 nt
Organism: Pimephales promelas (fathead minnow)
Lineage: Eukaryota; Metazoa; Chordata; Actinopteri; Cypriniformes; Leuciscidae
Gene: crabp2b
Product: cellular retinoic acid binding protein 2, b
Molecular function (GO): lipid binding
Source: RefSeq, a predicted model, not a curated record